UCGGCAGCUCUUCCUUUCCUGUCGGCCAUUAGUCGUAUACGAUCUGUAGGCGACCACCUGUAAACCUUUAAACAUGCAGAACGACGCUGGUGAAUUUGUGGACCUUUACGUCCCACGUAAAUGCUCUGCUAGCAACAGGAUCAUCGGAGCCAAGGACCAUGCCUCCAUCCAGAUCAACAUUGCUGAGGUCGAUAAGGUGACCGGUCGCUUCAACGGGCAGUUCAAGACCUACGCUAUCUGCGGCGCCAUCCGCAGAAUGGGUGAGUCUGAUGACUCCAUCCUGAGGCUGGCGAAGAAUGACAGCGUUGUUGCAAAGAACUUCUGAGUGUGACGCUGGAUCUGUGGAAACUUUGUCAAAUAAAAUGGGAAAAACACA
Messenger RNA from Chelmon rostratus (copperband butterflyfish), 376 nucleotides. RefSeq names its product ribosomal protein S21 (gene rps21). Gene Ontology annotation, biological process: endonucleolytic cleavage in ITS1 to separate SSU-rRNA from 5.8S rRNA and LSU-rRNA from tricistronic rRNA transcript (SSU-rRNA, 5.8S rRNA, LSU-rRNA); endonucleolytic cleavage to generate mature 3'-end of SSU-rRNA from (SSU-rRNA, 5.8S rRNA, LSU-rRNA); translation. Lineage: Eukaryota; Metazoa; Chordata; Actinopteri; Chaetodontiformes; Chaetodontidae. The record is from RefSeq and is a predicted model, not a curated record. Gene Ontology annotation, molecular function: structural constituent of ribosome. The transcript has 6 exons. The coding region runs from base 74 to 325 and encodes 83 amino acids. Gene Ontology annotation, cellular component: ribosome; cytosolic small ribosomal subunit.